AUGAUGGCAGCUGAGGAAGAGACAGUAGUGUUAGAUUCCGCUGUAAAGCAUGCAGACACUUCUGAAGCUGACCUAAGUGACAAACAUGCGGGUGAGAAGUCCGACUGUGCCGCAGUCCCGGUACCGAAGCUGGUGAAGUUGCCGUUGUCGCGGGUGAAAGCGUUAAUGAAGUCUGACCCGGAGUUAUCACUGGCUAGUCAGGAGUCGGUUUUCCUCAUCAGUAAAGCUACGGAAUUCUUAAUAGAAACAAUUGCUAAAGAUGCGUAUGUGUAUGCUCAACGUAGCAAGAGGAAAACAUUGCAGCGUCGAGACAUAGAUAAUGCAGUAGAUGCCUUUGAUGAAUUUGCAUUUUUGGAAGGUAUG
Molecule: messenger RNA, 363 nt
Organism: Staurois parvus
Lineage: Eukaryota; Metazoa; Chordata; Amphibia; Anura; Ranidae
Source: the annotation of a GenBank genome assembly